Messenger RNA from Thyridium curvatum, 801 nucleotides. RefSeq lists its product as uncharacterized. Bases 1 to 801 code for a protein of 266 amino acids. The record is from RefSeq and is a predicted model, not a curated record. The transcript has a single exon. Lineage: Eukaryota; Fungi; Ascomycota; Sordariomycetes; Thyridiales; Thyridiaceae.
AUGCUCCCCUCCCUCCUAACGACGCUCUUCACCAUCACGGCCCAGCCGGGGACCGACAUAUGGCGCAAACCCCCCAGCACAGACGUCUUUAAUGGUAAGAGCAAAAGAAAAACCACACAAAUCAUGAAUAUACACACAAACAACCCCAAACCACUUCUCUCCAGCCAAGCCAACACUAACACUCAACCCUCCCUCCCUCCAGCCCCGACCUCCCACGCCCAGACCAACCCCCUCAGCGCCUUCCGCUCCGCCCGCGUCUCCUUCACCGGCACCUGGACCCACCGCUACGACCAGGCCGGCAUGGCCCUCUCCCUGCACCGGAGCACCGGCACAAACUGCUCCUCCUCCUCCUCCUCCGCCUCCUCCUCCGCCUCCGCCGGCCCCAGCACGCCGCCAAAGUGGGUCAAGACCGGCAUCGAGUACUACCAGGACCAGCCGCGCCUGAGCACCGUGACCUGCGACGCCUGGGCCGACUGGAGCGUCGCCCUGCCCGCGGCCGGCACGGCGGGCCCGGGCCAGGCGGACCGGCCCGUCGUGACGCUGCUGGCGCGCCGCGAGGCCGACGAGCUGGGCACCUCGCUGUGGGUCUACCAGGUCGUUCCCGCCGCCGCCGGAAAUCAAGGGGAGGAGGAGGUGCUGCUGCUGCCGAUGCGCGAGUGCGCGUGGGCCUUUGCCUACGAAGAUGACGAGGACUGGAUGCUCACGGUGGCGGCGUACGCGGCGCGGCCGGACAAGAACACCACCGAGACCCUCGAGGUGGCGUUCCAGGAGCUGAACGUCGAGUGGGCAGUGACCAAGUGA